AGGAUGGAAGGAAAGGCCUGCAGAGAGGAAAUAAGACUAAAGAAGAAGCUGCAGAAAGGCUGUGAGAUAUCCGUGGGAUCCCAGAACCAGAGCAAGAAAGCACUGGCAACAAAUUCUUCAGAGUUUUUAAUAAGUGACCGCGACAGAGACCCGCAAUGUAACCUGCACUGCUCCAGGUCUCCAGCCAAGCCCCUCUGUGCCUCUGAUGGCAGGACUUACGAAUCGAUGUGUGACUAUCAGAGAGCAAAGUGCAGAGAUUCAAGCCUGAGUGUGGUUCACAGAGGCAGAUGCAAAGAUGCUGGUCAAAGUAAAUGCCGAUUAGAAAGAGCCCAAGCAAUGGACCAAGCAAAGAAGCCACAAGAAGCUGUCUUCAUUCCAGAGUGUAGUGAGGAUGGGUCAUUCACCCAGGUGCAGUGCCAUACAUACACUGGAUAUUGCUGGUGUGUCACUCCAGAUGGCAAACCCAUAAGUGGUUCUUCUGUACAGAACAAGACUCCUGUAUGUUCAGGUUCAGUAACAGACAAGCCAUUAGGACAGGGUAACUCUGGAAGAAAAGUUUCUUUUCGAUUCUUUUUAACUCUCAAUUCAGAUGAUGGUUCAAAACCAACUCCCACCAUGGAGACUCAGCCUGUGUUUGAUGGAGAAGAAAUCACAGCUCCCACCCUUUGGAUUAAACACUUGGUCAUAAAAGAUUCCAAAUUGAACAGCUCCAGUAUGAAAAAUUCAGAGAAAGUGAAUUCAUGUGACCAAGAGAGGCAAAGUGCUCUGGAAGAGGCCAGGCAGAAUCCCCGCGAAGGGAUUGUAAUCCCUGAAUGUGCUCCUGGUGGGCUGUACAAGCCAGUGCAGUGUCAUCAGUCUACGGGAUAUUGCUGGUGUGUUCUGGUAGAUACAGGUCGUCCCCUGCCUGGUACUUCCACCCGAUACGAGACCCCUGUGUGUGAAAGCGAUGCCAGAUCAAGGAGCACAGAAAUUGAUGACCCAUUCAAGGAAAGAGAACUUCCAGGCUGCCCAGAAGGGAAGAAGGUGGAAUUUAUUACCAGUUUACUGGAUGCUCUCACCACAGACAUGGUUCAGGCCAUUAACUCAGCUGCACCUGCUGCAGGUGGGAGGUUCUCUGAACCUGAUCCCAGCCACACAUUGGAGGAGCGGGUAGUACAUUGGUAUUUCAGUCAACUGGACAACAAUAGCAGCCAUGACAUCAACAAGAGGGAAAUGAAGCCAUUCAAGCGCUAUGUGAAGAAGAAAGCUAAGCCCAAGAAAUGUGCACGGCGCUUCACUGACUACUGUGAUCUCAACAAGGACAAAUCUAUUUCACUACAAGAACUGAAAGGUUGCUUGGGUGUCGGGAAGGAAGGAGGAAGCAUUGGCAGUUUCCCCCAUGGAAAAAGACAAGGAGUUAACCCUUUCAUAGGACGUCUUGUUUAAGAGCUGAUGGGCAAGCAUGACACACAUGGCUGGCUGGAUGGGCAGAUGGAAGGACAGGACAUCCUGCCACUUGAGAUCAGUCCGGUGGGACUGGAAACAUCCAACGUAGCACAAGUGGCAUCCACAACAUUUGCACUUUGAAAAAGAAAUAAUGGAAGAGGGGUGACAGUUGAUCUACUUUUAAUGCCAUCACCUAGUACCUUGGAGAAGAAGAUGAAAAAGAAGAACAUUACAUCUUGGAAAGAAAACAGAACAGCUACUGAUGAUUUAAAUUUUUAGAAUUGCUUGGACUUGAAGAAAGAGAUGUUUAAUAUACUGUAUAUAAAUAUAUGUAAAUUGUACAAUGGUUUUGUGCCAGCUUUAGUGUGAAUGUUUUGUCCCUGCCUAGGACUUCUUCUAGGGUGCUUAAGAAUAAAGGGGUCCGGAGGA
This is a messenger RNA of Hemicordylus capensis (graceful crag lizard), 1854 nucleotides long. RefSeq names its product SPARC related modular calcium binding 1 (gene SMOC1). The record is from RefSeq and is a predicted model, not a curated record. Gene Ontology annotation, cellular component: basement membrane. NCBI's taxonomy places the organism in Eukaryota, Metazoa, Chordata, Lepidosauria, Squamata, Cordylidae. The transcript has 13 exons. Bases 4 to 1425 code for a protein of 473 amino acids. Gene Ontology annotation, molecular function: calcium ion binding; protein binding; heparin binding. Gene Ontology annotation, biological process: extracellular matrix organization.